Messenger RNA from Nezara viridula (southern green stink bug), 1574 nucleotides. The record is from the annotation of a GenBank genome assembly. NCBI's taxonomy places the organism in Eukaryota, Metazoa, Arthropoda, Insecta, Hemiptera, Pentatomidae.
GAUCGAUCGAAAAAGUAAAUAAAUGGAAAUAAAUCGAUAUCGAUCGAUUUCUAGAUGAAAAUAUUAAAAGCAAGUACUGGACAACCAAUAGAACAACUUUAAAAAGUUGAUCCGGAAAGAAAUACUCCCUCUCAAAAAAUAAGCCGGAGGAUGGCGCCCAACAGGAAGAGCUAAGAUGAUGACCGAGAUCGCAGCGACUGUCGAGUCCAACCGGACGGCGGUCGCCGCUCCGGAAGACGACUGGACCGAUCUCUUUUUGUUCCUCUUCAAGGCGUUCACCAUGUUCUCCAUCAUCAUAGCAUCCAUCUUGGGCAAUCUCCUAGUUAUCGUCAGUGUCAUGCGUCAUCGGAAACUUAGGGUCAUCACCAACUAUUUCGUCGUGUCCCUUGCCUUCGCAGACAUGUUAGUGGCUGUGACAGUGAUGACGUUCAAUGCUUCCAUACAACUGACUGGAGGCAAGUGGCUCUUCGGCUAUAUAAUGUGCGACGCCUGGAAUUCUCUGGAUGUAUACUUCUCGACGGCGUCCAUCCUCCAUCUCUGUUGCAUCAGCGUCGACAGGUACUACGCUAUCGUUAAGCCCCUCAAGUAUCCAAUCAACAUGACGAAGAAAGUUGUCGCUAUCAUGCUCCUCAGUAUCUGGGUCGCUCCUAGCUUCAUUUUCAUCCCGGUCUUGUGCGGAUGGUACGCUGCCCCAGGUCUUGAGGAAUAUCGGGUUACACAUCCUGAUGAGUGCACGUUCAAGGCUAACAACAUUUACGCUAUUGUUUCAUCACUCGUCUCUUUUUGGAUACCUUGCACCAUCAUGGUGUUUACCUACCUGGCCAUCUUCAAGGAGGCGACGCGACAAGAGAAACAGCUCCAUGCCAGGAUUGGAAACCAGAUGCUUCUUAGCAAUCGGGACUGCAACGGAGAUACCCUUGGAAGCAGCGGGUCAAACAAGGCACUGACGCUGAAUGAAGUUGGGGUUCACAACACCCCGACCAAGGACCGGAACAUCAUCAAGAUGAAGAGGGAGCACAAGGCCGCCAGGACGCUCGGCAUCAUCAUGGGAACAUUCAUCCUCUGCUGGCUACCCUUCUUCCUGUGGUACGUGAUAACUUCGCUUUGUCAGGCUUGUUAUGUACCCGAAGUGGCCGUCACCCUCCUCUUCUGGAUCGGCUAUUUCAAUUCCACCCUCAACCCUCUCAUCUACGCCUACUUCAACCGCGACUUCAGGGAAGCCUUUAAGAACACACUUCAGUGCGCCUUCUGCUCCCUCUGCAGGCGACCACCGUCUGACCUCGAGGCCCUAGAGGUCAGGAGGCCAUCCCUCCGCUACGACGACCGGACACGGAGCAUCUACUCCGAGACCUACCUCAAGCACAUCGAUCGGCGGAGGAGUAGCGAAGUCGGGAGCAGCCUCUGAUCCGAGGACCAGGUCUAACUCCCGCAAUGGAAGAGUUAGGCCGCGUGGAGUCUAGGACUGAUGGCGGAAUGUCUGGGCGAUAUCCUUGGUAAUUUACGAUGUGUGCAAUAAUGCCAAAGAGUGUGUGGAAGUGUUACCGGAUAUGUAAUAAAUGUUGUUUAAUAUUUUA